GGGUGGGGGGGUUAGCUGUCGCGUAUCAAGUUGCUCUCUGUCCCAGCAGAGGAAGCCAGUGCGCUGAGGGUCGGGGCUCCUGCUUGCUCCCACCUAUACCCAUUGGAACGGAAAAGUUUGCGAAUUGGGCCCCCAAGUUUUGGGGGACCCGGGCUUGCGGCGCGGAGGGACGGAGACCCUCGUGGGGAGCCCAGAGCUGUGGCGCCGUUGACCGUGCCCUUGUCAUCUCUCGCCUCCGGCCAGCUCCCCUCCAUGGACCUCACGCGCAGCCAGCAGGCACCGCCCACCCCGGCGCACGGGGACCCCGAGGACCCCGGGGAUGAAGCCGCCGACGGCUCGGACACCGUGGUGCUCAGCCUUUUCCCCUGCACCCCGGAGCCUGGGGACACCGAGCCCGAGGCCAGCGUCUCCCCACUGCAGGGCAGCUCCCUGAAGCACUCCACCACGCUCACCAACCGGCAGCGGGGGAACGAGGUCUCGGCGCUGCCCGCCACCCUGGACUCCCUGUCCAUCCACCAGCUCGCCGCCCAGGGGGAGCUGAGCCAGCUGAAGGAACACCUGCGGAAAGGUGACAACCUCGUCAACAAGCCGGACGAGCGCGGCUUCACCCCCCUCAUCUGGGCCUCGGCCUUCGGAGAGAUCGAGACGGUCCGGUUCCUGCUGGACUGGGGGGCUGACCCGCACAUCCUGGCCAAGGAGCGGGAGAGCGCCCUGUCGCUGGCCAGCAUGGGCGGCUACACGGACAUCGUGGGGCUGCUGUUGGAGCGAGACGUGGACAUCAACAUCUACGACUGGAACGGGGGGACGCCGCUGCUGUACGCCGUGCGUGGGAACCACGUGAAGUGCGUCGAGGCCUUACUGGCCCGCGGUGCUGAUCUGACCACCGAGGCCGACUCCGGCUACACCCCGAUGGACCUCGCCGUGGCCUUGGGAUACCGGAAAGUGCAACAGGUGAUGGAGAACCACAUCCUGAAACUCUUCCACAGCGACCUGGUGCCCGCCGACCCUGAGUGAAGACCGGCGCCGGGCACCC
Messenger RNA from Lepus europaeus (European hare), 1033 nucleotides. RefSeq names its product regulatory factor X associated ankyrin containing protein (gene RFXANK). Gene Ontology annotation, cellular component: nucleus. NCBI's taxonomy places the organism in Eukaryota, Metazoa, Chordata, Mammalia, Lagomorpha, Leporidae. The transcript has 9 exons. Bases 253 to 1014 code for a protein of 253 amino acids. Gene Ontology annotation, molecular function: protein binding. The record is from RefSeq and is a predicted model, not a curated record. Gene Ontology annotation, biological process: regulation of transcription by RNA polymerase II.